AUGACAAGUUCAGCAUAUUAUUAUGGCAAUGAGCCAGGUUAUUAUCAACAUAAUUCAGUGAGCAACCCAAGACCAAUUGAUGCAUUUUAUCCUCCACCUUAUACAUCAUAUUCAUCAUCACCUGAACAAAAUAACAACAGUCAAGUAUCACAAUCAAAUGUAUCAGAUGAAAUGAAUAAAACACAGACAAUUAUUCCACAAAUUCCAUGUAAUACAUCACGUUAUAGUUCAUCAUUAUCUGAUGAUGAUUCUACACCACGUGGUGUAAUUGUUGAUCCAUACAAUAAAUGUCCACCAGUUACAUCAGUUAUACAAAGUACUGGUCAUGCAAAAUCAUUUUCUAAUUAUCAAAAUUUUUCUCAUCAAGUAAAAGAUGAACAAUACUGUUCAACAUCAUUAUCACCAUUGGUAAUUGAUGAAAGUUCGAAUUCUCAAUAUUCAUCUUAUGACAUUGAUAAAAAUAAAAAAAAUCAUAGACAAGAAAAACAUUAUCAAUGGAAUUACAAUGAUGUUAAUAAAACUAAAGAAGAACACGAUGAUUUUAAACAAAAUGAAAUGUCUAAUUGCUCGUGGGACAAUGGUGUACCAAAAGACAACAAUGAAGAUUCAAAAAUUCCAUACUAUGCUUGGAUGAAAACAAACCAUUCAUCUGCUAAUCAUAGUCUUUAUGGACAAAAACGAACACGACAAACAUAUUCACGUGCUCAAACAUUGGAAUUAGAAAAAGAAUUUCAUUCAUCAAAAUAUUUACCACGUGAUAAAAGAAUUCAAUUUGCAAAUAUAUUGGGAUUAACUGAGAGACAAGUAAAAAUUUGGUUUCAAAAUAGAAGAAUGAAAGCUAAAAAACAAUUACAAAAUCAGCAUCAACUUCAACAGCAACAGCAACAGCAACAACAACAACAACAGCAACAACAGCCAUAUUAUCAUCAGCAAUUCAAUUCAACAUAUCAAAAUUAUCAUCAACGUGAGCAAGGGCAUUUGUAUCAAGGCCAAGAGCAUCUACAAUCGCAGAUACAUGGGCCAGGCUAUGGUCAGCUAAAGUUGGAACCCCAAGAACACUCAUAA
Messenger RNA from Aphidius gifuensis, 1065 nucleotides. Its product is annotated as homeobox protein lin-39-like. Gene Ontology annotation, biological process: negative regulation of transcription by RNA polymerase II; anterior/posterior pattern specification. The transcript has 5 exons. Gene Ontology annotation, cellular component: nucleus. Bases 1 to 1065 code for a protein of 354 amino acids. Gene Ontology annotation, molecular function: DNA-binding transcription factor activity, RNA polymerase II-specific; RNA polymerase II cis-regulatory region sequence-specific DNA binding. NCBI's taxonomy places the organism in Eukaryota, Metazoa, Arthropoda, Insecta, Hymenoptera, Braconidae. The record is from RefSeq and is a predicted model, not a curated record.